AUGACAUUCUUCUGCAAGCCAUGCCGGUUACAACGAUGCUUUGAGAUGGGAAUGGUUACAGCUAAUUUCCAAUACAACCGAGACGGUAUAAUUACCCCAUCAGUUCCUACCACAAUCUCUACAGUAUCCCACAUCACACCAUCCCUCGAGCAAUAUCUCGGGCGGCCCCAUUUCGUAAUUUUAUCCGAUAAAAAUCCUAAAAAGACAAUAAUUGAUCUACACCGACUUCUCGGAGAAGCCACGAAAAUUCUGAAUCUCGGACCGGCCACGCCCAUUUUUUGUGAUGGUAGCCAACUGAAGAAGUUGAGUUUCGGAAUGAAGAAUGAAUUUGAUCUACGGAAAUUGAAAAUGGCGACUCGGAUGACACAGACAGAAAUCGCUGGAAAUUGGGAGUUUUAUGUGAAGAAAGUGGCCACGUGGCUGACACAUUUCGAUGAGUUCAAGAAGUUACCAGUUGGUAUGCAGAUGAAAAUGUUGCAAACCAUUUGGCACAUUUGGAGUCGAUUAGAAAAAUUAUCGACAACUGCAAAAUACAGGAGAAGCUCCGGAAGAAAUAAGAGAUCAGAAAUCGUGGUGCAGUCCGGGGUGCUCAUUGAUAUUUCUGAGGUGGAUUUUGAUUCAAAAUGGAUGAGUGACUAUCCAACAGAUCAAGUUAGGAGAUUCAUGAUGCACUCUUCGUGUGACCAAUUCACCGUAACCGAUCACCUUACUGAAAUGGAGUUAUCAGAUGUGGAGCUGACCUUCAUGCUGGCUCAGCUAUGCUUCCAAUACGCCGGCAGUCGAUAUCAGGGAGAGAUUCAGGAGGUCUGUGAUCGAUUAAUGACGAUUCUGUCGGAUGAUCUACACGAUUAUUAUGUGAACGAGUUGAAUAUGCCAAGGUAUUUCAAGAGGUUGGCGAAGAUGAUGCAGAUCAAUAAUGAGAUUCAGCACAACAUCCGUCGAGGUCGAGAUCGAAUGGAAGUGAUUCACACGUUUCGGAUUCUGAAGUUGGAAUUCACACAUCCGGAAAUGUUUUUGGAUUCGGGUUUUAAUUGA
Caenorhabditis remanei is the source of this 1035-nucleotide messenger RNA. RefSeq lists its product as uncharacterized. Bases 1 to 1035 code for a protein of 344 amino acids. Lineage: Eukaryota; Metazoa; Nematoda; Chromadorea; Rhabditida; Rhabditidae. The transcript is spliced from 6 exons. The record is from RefSeq and is a predicted model, not a curated record.